ACGGCAGCAGGCGACGUCGCUGGCGUCGCUUCAAACUCUCGAUAAACCCGGUUACGGAUCGUGGUCCCGGACCGUGGUCCAUUAGGUUUAAUCCAUCAGGAACCUCCGGAGUGGUAAGUUCAGCAGUAGCAUCUUCAGCGUACGAUUCGAAAUGGAAGGCUUCAAGUGGUGCCUGCUGGUGUCGCUGGCACUGGUCUGUCAGUUUGGGCUCGUCCCUGCUCAGGAUGGUGUUAAAACGUGGCGCAAAGGUGGAGGAGGAGGUGUUAAGGGAGGCCCCAACGGUACGAUGCUGGUGGAGAUGCAAGCUUUCGGUCCCGCUCAGAACCAAUCAUCGAUGAGUCUGCACCGUUCGAACGAGUCGCUCAGUGCGCUGGAUCGUUUCAUGAACAAAACCAAGGGACAGAUACCGACCGGGGUUUGCUUCGAGGAGGUACCGACCGUCUCCCUGCUGCAGGGUUCCGCUCGUGGUGAUGUUCCGGCGGGUAAUGGAUCCAAUCCCUCGCUGAGUCGCGUGCAGGUGUGCUGUGCCGGGUACGAGCGCAAUGUUCACAACUUCCGCAAGUGCGAACCGAUCUGUACGGAACCGUGCCAGAAUGGACUGUGUGUGGCACCGAACACCUGCGAAUGCUAUCCGGACUUUGUGCGGAAUGCACGCGGUCGGUGCGUACCGACCUGUCCGAUCGGCUGCGAGCAUGGAGAUUGUCCCGGUGGAGCGAACGUCUGCAUCUGUCACGAGGGGUACGAGCUGGAUGAGGAGAAAGGGAAGCUGUGCGUACCGAAGUGUACCGGAGGUUGCGGUACGACCGGACGCUGCGUUGAUGUGGAGCGGUGCGAGUGUGCUGAGGGGUACGGAUUCCAUCCGGAGCUAAAGUGUGCCCCACUGUGUGAAGGUGGCUGCCAGGGUGGUAAGUGUGUAGCGCCUAACGUCUGUCAAUGUAGCGCCGGCUACGAGAAGGUGGAUUCGACGUGUGAACCCAUCUGCUCGAGUGGUUGCUUCCAUGGUACUUGCGUCGCACCGGAAACCUGCGCCUGCAAACCAGGCUACAAGGAAAUCGGAGGUCAGUGCACCGCUAGCUGCGAUCAACCUUGCCUGAACGGUGAAUGUACCGGACCGAACGUUUGCAGCUGUAACCGAGGCUACGAGCUCGAUGCCGUCAAUCCUUUCCAUUGCAUCCCGCACUGCCCGAAUGGAUGCCCGAAUGGAGUGUGCUCGGGACCUAACAUGUGCCUCUGCAAUGCCGGCUUCGUCAAGGAUCGUUCGCUGAAAGGAAGUCAAGCUUGCGUCCGGCGCUCCGAUGCCGUCAAGUCAACGAACAUGUUCUACUUGAAGAUCAUCUUUGCGUGCAUCCUGUUGAUAAUGAUCCUGUGGUGCAGCGGGAUCGAUGGCGCUUGUUCCACUACCAAGGCUGAAAUAGGAUACCAGAUGAAGAAUGGAAAAAAGGUCGCGAUAAUUAAGGUACACUGCUGCACGGGGUAUAAACGCUUGAAGAACAGACAAUGUCAACCAAUCUGUUCGCAACCGUGUGAAAAUAGCAAAUGUUCUGCACCGGAUGUCUGCACCUGUGACGAAGGAUACAAGAAGCUUUCAAACCAUCGAUGCAUUCCACACUGUGACGAGUGCGAUAAUGGUAUCUGCACGAAGCCAGGCCACUGUCAGUGUCUGUCCGGUUACAUUAAGACUGAUAACGGCACGUGUAUGGCCGAGUGUAACAACUGCUUCAAUGGGUUCUGCCAGUUUCCGAACGAGUGUGAAUGCCAUGCCGGUUACGAACUCGUCGGAGAUGGCGCCACAGGUCACCAGUGUCAGCCGGUAUGUACGGAAGGGUGUUCCAAUGGACAGUGUAUCGCUCCAGGAGAAUGCGCCUGUAACGAGGGCUUCAGUAUGUCCACGACCGGAGAGUGUCUUCCGAUUCCGCGGUGUCCAGAAGGAUAUGAGGAGUCUAAGGACGAUGAUGCAGCGACCAUUCAGUGUCGGCCGAUCUGUAGUGAACCUUGCCAGCAGGGAGAAUGUGUAGCUCCGGAACAGUGCGAAUGCUUUCAGGGAUAUUCGAAUGUUAACUCGAGCUCACCGUAUCAGUGCCAUCCGGUGUGUAAUGGUGGGUGCAGUAAUGGUGAUUGCGUUGCUCCGGGCCAGUGCAUCUGCCGGCCACAGUAUGGCAAGAUUGGGGACGAGUGUGUUCCUCUGUGCGAGAAGUGUUCACUUGGCCAUUGCGUGCGGCCGAACGAGUGCGUUUGCGAUCGUGGCUACCGGUUGACGAAUGGUGAUUGUGAACCGAUUUGCGAGAUGGAAUGCAUCAACGCGAACUGCACCGGACCGAACGCCUGCACUUGCUUACCGGGCUACAACUAUACCGACAUUAAUGCGUUGUUUGAUUGUUUGCCGGUUUGCGACGAAGAGUGCAUCAAUGGGCGGUGUGUUGCUCCGCAAACGUGCGAAUGUGAUGCAGGCUACGUGCGGGAUGAUGAUAACAUGUGCGUCCAUCCAGUGGAGCUUUGUCGUCAGAAGUGUACGAAUGGUAAUUGCCGAGGUGCGGAGUGUUACUGCAAUGCAGGUUAUGUGAAGAGCGCGACCGAUGGACACUGUGAGCGAACCUGUCCCAAUGGCUGCACAAAUGGUGACUGCUGUGGGGGCGCGUGCUUUUGCUACGAAGGCUAUCAGUUGCAUCAGGACAACGAAUCAAUCUGUGAGCCGGUCUGUGGCGAAGACUACGAUUAUAGUAGUACGGUCUGCAUAAAUGGACGUUGUAUUCGACCGAACGUUUGCCAGUGUGACGAUGGGUACGAAUUCGUCGAUGUCAACCAGACACGCUGUGAAUCGAGUGAAGAGCUGGCACGACAGCGAGCGGCUCAGGAGCGAGCCGAACAGUGUCAAAGGAACUGUCGCAAUGGAAAAUGUCGCGCUGGUGAAUGUUGGUGCGACGAAGGAUACGCUCGACCGGAAGGGGAUGGUUUCAUUUGCAAACCGGUAUGCGAUGAACCCUGUCGCAACGGGACCUGUGUAUUACCAAACCGAUGCGAGUGUAAUGCUGGGUUUGUGUUUGUGAAUGGUAGUAAUAGUUUGUGCCGAUCGGAGGAGGAUCUACGAAGGGAGGCCAACGAACGAUGCACCGCGCUUUGUCAGAAUGGUGAUUGCUAUGGUGGGGAUCGAUGCACCUGCAUGAUAGGAUACCGAGCACCGGAAACUGAAGCAUACAACUGCCAACCGGUCUGUGGACGUUCGUGUGAGAAUGGAUACUGUAUUGGGAAUGAUCGCUGCCGGUGUCUGGAAGGUUUCAGCUUGAGUACAGAAGAUGAUCAUCUCUGUAAUCCGAUCUGUACACCGCAAUGUGUCAAUGGAACCUGCAUAGCUCCCGAUAAAUGUCUCUGUAAUGUGGGGUACAUUAAUGACGAGAAUCAGCCAAACGUCUGCCGUAAGGAGGAAACGCCCGAGGAACGGAUGGCGCGUGAACGACAGACCGAAUGUGAACGUGACUGUCGUAAUGGACAAUGCGAGCAGGGCGAGUGUCAGUGUGAUCAGGGCUUCCGACAUACGCCAGGGAACGUGCUAUACUGUGAACCGUUCUGUGAACAAACCUGUGAGUCCGGUCGAUGCAUCGGUAAUAAUCAAUGCGAGUGUUUCGAUCAGUAUGAGCUAGUGGAACCGUUUGUCUGUGCACCGAUCUGCGAGACGGACUGUGUGAAUGGUUAUUGCAGUGCUCCGAACCGCUGCCAGUGUCACGAAGGAUACCGCAAGUCAAAUGAAUCCGACAGUGAAUGCAGACCAGUUUGCGGCGAUACAGACUGCACGAAUGGUGUCUGCGUGGCGCCGAAUGAGUGCAGCUGCCUAGAUGGAUAUUAUCCAGAUGAAGACAAUCUAUUUCUCUGUAUUCUUGAUGCUAAAGCCAUUUUGCUACCACAUGAGGGAAGUGAGCGGGACUACUAUAAGAUGUCAUACAUACAUUACUUCGUUCCCGUGAUCGCCAGCGUGGCGCUUAUCCUGACGAUUCUCAUCAUCAAGACGAUAAUGCGGAACCGGCAGAAGAACUACCAUGUGGGCAAGUUGGAGAGCAAAGAAAACUGCGUCUACUAUACGCCGAAUGCAGACUCUAAACCCGAUGAGCUUACGAAAUUAAAUGUUCGGGUGGAAACUAUUUAAUUCCUUUUCUUUAUUCCCACUUCCAGCUGUUUCUAUCAUUCAUUAUCGGCAAUGCUGCUGUCCACGUUCGGAAUACCAAGCCAUACGAUGAUGUUUAGUUUUUCUUACUAAUUCUGUAAAUAAUUCCUCCCUUUCGCCGACGAACUUCGAUCGAACUGAUUUUUAAUCCUAAUAAGAAUGUGUUGCUAAAUCGCUUGUAAUAAAUGUGUAUGA
Molecule: messenger RNA, 4348 nt
Organism: Anopheles darlingi
Lineage: Eukaryota; Metazoa; Arthropoda; Insecta; Diptera; Culicidae
Product: fibrillin-2-like
Exons: 10
Coding region: 152-4135 (1327 amino acids)
Source: RefSeq, a predicted model, not a curated record